AUGAGUCCUACAUCGAGGUUGCAGAGCAGACGACCUACGCGAUCUUCGCUGGCUUGUCUUCCUUGCCGUUCACGUCAUUCGAAAUGCGACGGCAAUCGUCCGUGUUGCGCCCGCUGCACUGAUGCUGGCAGGGAGUGCUGCUAUGCUCCCUCACGUCGCGGUGGGCUGGACCGCGCAGCGCUGGCAGAGCGUCGCAAAAGACUCACUGCGACAGAUGGCCCUAGAGGCACUUUAUCUGUUGACGACUCAAGUCCACAACGUGCUGUCCAACCCGCUGAGGUCGACUUCUCCCAGGACUCGGCCCUGCUCGAUACUACCAUGAGUGGUAAUGGCACAUCAAACAUUCCAUUAAUAGUAGCGAGCCCAGCUCAGAUUAUUAGCAUCGAGGACGAUGCCCUGGUCGAUGCUUACUAUAAGAAGUUUCAUAAAUCUCAUCCCUUCAUAUUACCGCGGAAGCACCUCGCAAUAAUGUACCAAGACCUGGGCAGACGGCCCAGGUUCACGCCACUCAUUGCAGUUCUACGCUUAAUCGGGGAUAUUUAUACCUCAAAAGGUUGGUCGAUACCGCUGCAGGAGUACAUAGAAACCUGCUUUGCACAAGUGGCCCCAUCCGACCCCAUCAUGGUCCAAUGUCGCCUUCUAUAUUCUAUGGCGCUCUUCUGGUACGACUAUAAGGACGAUGCCAAAAAGGAAAUGGACAGUGCAACUAAGCUUGCCAUUGAUCUCCAAAUGUUUCGCCAAGAGUUUGCAGCGUCGCAGGGAGCCGAUGACCCCGUGCUGAAGGAAAGCUGGAGGCGAACAUGGUGGAUGCUGUUCAUCGUCGAUGCGUACUACGCCGGUACUCUGGGGACGAUGAACUUGGCGGUUGUGGAUAUCGCUGCUACUGUCGAGUUACCCUGUGAAGAGUCCGAGUACGAGUCCGGGAAUAUUCCCGAGCCGAAAACCAUUGAAGAGUUCAACUGCCGCGAAUUCAGCCCUGAGGGCACCAAGUUUUCCUCCUUUGCGUAUCUUAUCGGCGCCGUACAAUGCGCAGCAUCCGCAAUAUCGGUGGCGCCGAAGACAGCCGUCAAAGAAGACUCAACGCGUGUCAUCCAAGCCGCCGACUGCAGUCUAGACGGAUGGCGACUUCUACUACCGACGGAUCACAAGCAGGUCAUGACACAUACUGGGGAAAUUGACGAGCUCAUGUUCCAAGCUCACCUAGUAAUUCACGUCGCAACUAUUGGCCUGCACCGGCCCUUUUCGACCCUCAAAUUCAAUGCAAUUGAGGACGUUUCCAGCUGUGCCCGAGAAGCGCCCCUAGAUACCCCUACUCCAGAUCUUGUCAAUGUACACACCGUCCGAGUCCUGCGGUCCGCAGAGGCACAAAUUCGCCUCCUUGCCCUACCCGUGCAAGAAUUCUGCCACACCCCUUUUACCACCUGCAUGGUGAGCGAGGGAACACUAGCGCUGCUUUCGGCCUGCAAAUUCCUAUUUAAGGGGAAAGAUCUAGCAAUCGCAAGAGAUCAGAUCCGGAUGACGAUCGGGUGCCUCAAGGUCCUUGGCGAGGUAUGGCCGAGAACAGCGAGAAAUGUUCGCGAGCUACAGACGAUUGGGCAGUAUGUGCUUGGGGUUGGGUCUAGGGUGGAAAGCAAUAGCGAUGCGUCGAAUUCCACCGAAGGUUUGCAUGCUUUUGAAGGAGAAGGAAGUCUGAGUUCUAGUACGGAUGUACUAAGCAGCGACAUUGAUCUUCUUUCUUCUAUCAGGUCUAUCCAGGAUCUGUGUGGAUGGUAUGGCCUUGGUGAUCUGGAUGAUCUCCCCUGGGGUAUGGUCGAUGGGUUGUAA
Aspergillus fischeri NRRL 181 is the source of this 1824-nucleotide messenger RNA. Its product is annotated as putative C6 transcription factor. Lineage: Eukaryota; Fungi; Ascomycota; Eurotiomycetes; Eurotiales; Aspergillaceae. Gene Ontology annotation, molecular function: DNA binding; DNA-binding transcription factor activity, RNA polymerase II-specific; zinc ion binding. Gene Ontology annotation, biological process: regulation of DNA-templated transcription; DNA-templated transcription. The record is from RefSeq and is a predicted model, not a curated record. The transcript has 3 exons. Bases 1 to 1824 code for a protein of 607 amino acids.